AACCUCCCAGAGCUGCUAGCCUGGCCGUCUUGUCGAUCAUACUACAGGUGAAAUAUACGAAAUCCAGGUGUAGAAAGCAACUGGACCGUAAUGAUUUGUUCCAAAUGAAAUUGUGUAUACAUAUGAGCAGCGCUGCAGUGCAAUUCAUGUACAUGUCAAGUCAAUUGUGCACUUUGACAGAUUUGUUAAUGUGUUGCUUGAACAUUUACAUGUUCUCUUUUAUAUGGACUGGAUGUAAAUCCGAUCUGCCACCUCUCACAGUUACAGUUGAGCCUUGUCAGGGUACAGAAAGUCUACCUUGCUGAAGAAACAACCAGGCCAGUUGCAGUCUUUAUGCCCGGCAUUAUUUGCAUAAAUGGGUCACGAGGUCUCUCUGCUUUGCAUAGUGGGAAUAUUUCCUGUUUCCCUCAGAACAGGUUUGUGCUGUGCCUCAGGGAUAAGCAGACCUAAGAGAAGAGGCAACAGACACUGUUUCCUCAGUGUCAAAAUGGACUCUUUUAAAGUACCGUGCCCUCAUCAGAGGGUUCCUGUUGAGACGGAUGAGAGCAUGACAUCCUCCAGUCUGGACUUGGCCUGGCCUCCCGCUUGCAAACAGUGUAGUGGACCUACAGGGACCAGCCUGCAAGAAUCUGGCUUAGGACAAGCAGCACACAACGUCGGCCAGUGGAGACUCCCUGAGGGCCGGCACGUUUCCCCCCAACCUUAUAUCAUCACCCCUAAACGUCCGGGACAGAUGAACGGCCUCCAACCUGCAGAUGUUUGGCUUUGUGGUCUCAGAGAGCAGGCGCCGCUGUAUGAAUGGGAUCCCAUGGGUAACUCCAGUAGAGGCUUUGCUGGCCCUUCAGACUGGCCCCAGGGUCACUCUGUGUCGGAGAGAGAACCCUUGGAGGCCCCUUUCUCUCUCCAGACUGAAGUUAACUACACCCGCUAUGGCCCAUCACAAUACCCAGCAGCACGUAUGAAUGGCCCCAAUCCAACGCAGGAGAGUCAUCUCAGACAGUGCGUGUGCUGCACUCCAGCAAAUCCGCCACGUCACAAUAAUAAUAAUUAUCACUAUAAGCGUGACUACCCAGCGGAUCCAUGCAACAAGCCUCACCGCUACCAACAGUCACAGAAUCCCCCCUACGAUAGGCUGCAACUUAAAGAUGGUCCAAAUCCCCACUAUGGAUCUGUACCUAAUCAGCGUGUGGGCCCUCCUAGAGAAGUGAUGCACGAGGUCGGCGUGUACGGCUCCCUCCAGGCCGGUCCAGGGCCGAACACGAGGGAGAUCAGGAAGACCAUCAGCCUGUCUGAGGAGUAUAGGAAUGUUUUCAUCACAUAUUCAGUGGACACAGCAGAAGAAAUCCUUCCUUUCACCAAAUUUCUGACUGAUCAGGGGUUCAAACCAGCGAUUGAUAUCUUUGACAACCCGAUCCGAAGAAUGGGCAUCAACAAGUGGAUGGACAGCUAUUUGAACGACAAAUCGGUGCUCAUCAUCGUGGUCAUCAGCCCCAAGUACAAGGAGGAAGUGGAGGGAGACGGAGACGACGAGCACGGGCUGCACACCAAGUACAUUCACAAUCAGAUCCAAAAUGAGUACAUCCAACAAGGCUGCCUGAACUUCAGACUGGUACCCGUGCUGUUUCCCAACGCAUCCAAGAGAGAUGUCCCCAACUGGCUCCAGAACACCAGGAUCUACCACUGGCCCCGGGACACCCAGGACCUGCUGCUGCGCCUGCUCAGGGAGGAGCGCUACAUCAUCCCACAGCGGGGGGCUGACCUCACCCUCACCGUCCGUCCUCUCUGAGAAACUCUGAAAACAAGACAGAAACAUUUUUAAAAGAACAUUGUUCAUUCUGUCGGAGCCGCUUUGUCUCAUAUGCCUCGAGGAGGACUGUUUUUACGGCAGCAGUUUGGUUCUGAAGUGUUUUCCUUUUGUCGCUUGUUGCUGUUUCCUUUUGAUUCAUGAUUCAUCUGAACAGUGUUUCUAAUCCCAGUACAUACUCUUAAUACCAAUCAAUCCUCUUCUUUGAGGAUAACGUCUGAAAUUAGAUAGAAAAGUUUGAUUUGGGGCAGCAGCACAUUUUAACAUAUCACAAUACAAAGUUCCCUAUUUAUUUCCAGCAAGACACCGCGCCUCUGUGGGUUUGACACUGUGAGCGACCCGCUUUACAUUCCACGCAGUCGUUCAGCCCACACUGUUAAUAUGAAAGUAUUAAGUACUUUCAAAAGCUAGCUCACUCUUGCUUGUUUCUAAAGAUUACCAACCCUAGCUUUCAUUUUGCAAUGCCAUUUUAAGAAGAUAAUAAAAUCAAUAAGUCUGUAAUGAUGAUUUUAAAAUUACAUUCUAAUGUUUUGUGAUUUCUGAUUCAUUUAGAAUAUAGUAUAAUAUGAUAAAACAAACUGCAUGAUUUAUAAUAGCUUUUUUUAUUGUUGAAAAGAUCAUAAUAAACACUGUAAAAGCCUAUAAUUAUUCCAGUGGCAUAC
Messenger RNA from Anarrhichthys ocellatus (wolf-eel), 2466 nucleotides. RefSeq lists its product as uncharacterized. NCBI's taxonomy places the organism in Eukaryota, Metazoa, Chordata, Actinopteri, Perciformes, Anarhichadidae. The transcript is spliced from 10 exons. The coding region runs from base 356 to 1786 and encodes 476 amino acids. The record is from RefSeq and is a predicted model, not a curated record. Gene Ontology annotation, biological process: humoral immune response; positive regulation of canonical NF-kappaB signal transduction.